Xyrauchen texanus (razorback sucker) is the source of this 2286-nucleotide messenger RNA. RefSeq names its product hepatic leukemia factor-like. Bases 154 to 1071 code for a protein of 305 amino acids. Gene Ontology annotation, molecular function: RNA polymerase II cis-regulatory region sequence-specific DNA binding; DNA-binding transcription factor activity, RNA polymerase II-specific. The transcript has 4 exons. Lineage: Eukaryota; Metazoa; Chordata; Actinopteri; Cypriniformes; Catostomidae. Gene Ontology annotation, cellular component: nucleus. Gene Ontology annotation, biological process: regulation of transcription by RNA polymerase II. The record is from RefSeq and is a predicted model, not a curated record.
CACACACACACCUCAAACUGCGUUUGUCUAUGCUAGAAGAAACUCUCUUCACUUGUCCUUUUUAGACGAAGGCUCAAUUGUAUACGUUUUAUAAGUCGCCUCUUUUAAAUUCACUUUUCUUUAAAAAAAAAUAAGUGCGGAAUAAGUGCGAUUAUGUUCAGACCGCUCAUCAUGAAUCCAGCUUUCCUACCUGCGCAAACUAACGGCGUUUUGAAGGCGCUCCUGGAGAAACCCAUAAAACUACAUUUGCACCAAGAAGAAGGUAGGAAGGAAAGAGACAAGGUGAAAAAGUUGGAGGAAGAGGGAAACCCUCCACAAUCAGCUUUCUUGGGGCCAACACUUUGGGAUAAAACAUUGCCUUACGAUGGGAAUAGAUUUCAGUUGGAGUAUAUGGACCUUGACGAGUUCCUUUAUGAAAAUGGCAUCCCCUCCUGUCCUGCACAACAUGACCAAAACAUCCAUCACCAGCAACAGCAGCAAGCUUCCAUGCCCCAGGACUCCAUCUCAGUCAUGGACCUUAGCAACCGGGCCAUCACCUCCAUCCACACAGGCAUGGUUCCCCAGAACUGCCUCCACAGCCCGGGAAGACCAGUUUUGCCUGCAUCACGUAACACACCAAGCCCAGCAGACCCGGAGAGCAUUCAGAUACCGAUGAACUAUGAGCCUGAUCCAGAAGAUCUGGCUCUUUCCAGCAUGCCAGGCCAGGAGGUUUUCGACCCAAGAAAACACAAGUUCACAGAAGAGGAGCUGAAGCCUCAACCUAUGAACAAAAAAGCAUGCAAAGUCUUCAUUCCUGAUGAUAUGAAGGAUGACAAAUACUGGGCACGGCGUAGAAAGAACAACAUGGCUGCCAAGAGGUCACGGGACGCCCGGCGUCUCAAGGAAAAUCAGAUUGCAAUCCGGGCUGGUUUCCUGGAGAAAGAGAACGCGGCUCUCAGACAGGAAGUUGCUGACCUACGGAAAGAGCUGGGGCAUUGUAAAAAUACCUUAACCAACUAUGAAGCUCAGCACGGCCCCCUGUGGGGCCUUGGGGACCACGAGGUUCCCCCAUCCCAUGCCCAUUCAGUUUGAAGGACAGUAUUCUUGGGUUAAGGUCAAUUUGUCCUGCUGUUAAGCCAGUCCUCACCUCACUCUGUUCUUGGCAUCUUAGACAGCAGAAAAUGUUUUGUCAUGUAUUUAUUAUAUGCAUCUUACAGAGAACUACCUGCUUUCUAUUUGUUAUUGCAAACAAAUCCAUCAUUGUUUGCUGAUCAAAUUUCUUAAUAGGACAUACCACUUAUAUUUCUGUGUGUGGUAGCAUUUCACUUGUCCUUAUAACACAAAUGUUUUGCCUUGAUUUGGUGUACUUUAGCAGUAAAGUCAGAGCCAGAAGACUCUAAAGACUUAUACACUUAGGGUUGUCUAUGAAUGUGGCACAUGUCCAUAGCUACUUAGGUCUUCAGAUGGGUUUAGGUUGUGUGUUUCUGUAAAUACAUUAUUCUAACAGACAGAACAGAAUGUAGCAAAUUUAACAAUAUUUGUUUGAAAUUAGUUUCAAUUGAUAAAAUAGGCCUUUAUCUCAACCAUCUCAACAGACUGGAUGUUUACUGAUAAUUAAUUCUGUACACCUAAAUAUCUGACUCAAUAUGUUCUUAUUAGAAAACAGACGAUCAGGUUUAUUUCAAAGCAUUAUAAAAUAAGUAUACCAGCUUUAAAAAAAAUCUGUGCCACAUGGAGUGUUACUGAAAUAGCUGUUACCUUGAUUAUGAACCCAUAGUUGGAUUUAUAGUCUAUGUGGUUAAAUUGACUUUCUCAGUUGUGAAAAUGAUAUAUUUAUGUUAUUCAGAAUGUUUUCUUACAGUUCAGAAUCCGUCCAUACCACAUAGAUUGUUUUAAUCAGUUGACUAACUUUUUAUAAAAUCAAAGGUGGCUUGUGUGGGAAAUGAAUACCGCUGUAAAGUUUUUUUUCUCUUAAAAAAUGUUUUAAGUGCAACUGGACAUUUUUGUAUGAAGGCAUAAGCCUGUUGCAAUCAUCCAUUUUCAGCAGAGACCAUGAACAUCAUUUAUUCUGCAUUUAGCUUGCUUUUGAGUUUAAACUGUGAUCAAAGGAAAGCAUUGUGAAGAUCCAAUGCCAUUAUCACUAACAUAAGGUGCGCUGUUUUGGCAAAAUAUUAUUUAGAGUAUAUUAAUACAGAGGAGGGUAUAUUGCCUUUUGUUUGUCAAUUGUAAAAUGAAUGUUCAAUAUAAGUAUGGUGUUUAUUUUAUGUCAAUCUCACUUUCCUAUAGACCAAAUGAUAUAAAAUACAA